This is a messenger RNA of Zeugodacus cucurbitae (melon fly), 4381 nucleotides long. RefSeq lists its product as uncharacterized. The transcript is spliced from 12 exons. NCBI's taxonomy places the organism in Eukaryota, Metazoa, Arthropoda, Insecta, Diptera, Tephritidae. The coding region runs from base 338 to 3064 and encodes 908 amino acids. The record is from RefSeq and is a predicted model, not a curated record.
GUUGAACGAAAGUUGUAAAAAGUUGGAGUUAACGCGUUGUCUGCGCUAAGAUGUUGACUUUAGUCGAGCGAGGCAAAUGAACGGGUGCGCAUGCGCAGCGCAAGUGAAAAUUUUACUCCAGAAAAAACAUAUAUAAAAGCAAAGAAACUAGCGUGUAAAAAUUGUAACGAAAGCAAUUUGAAAUUAUUAAAGUUGUUUCAUAAAACUUAAAAACGAACAAAAAUCCUUUAAGCUUAAAAUUUAGUGAAAUAUUCAAAAUUAAAUUGUUUAUAAAAAUUAAUUCAACAUUAACAGUGUUACGCAAUUAAUCAACAACAACAACUACAGCUAAACUACAAUGCCCCAUAUACGUACACAGCUGAUCCUCGUGAUCAUCAGCCUUUUGGGCUAUCACGCACGCAUCGAUGCACAAAAUACAGAACCACCUUGUAGUUUUCCUGGUUCACCAGCCCACAGCACAGUUGUAUUUUCCAGUGCGAAUUUGACGCAUGGCACUGUCGCUUCCUAUACAUGCGAACGCGGCUUUGAGCUGUUGGGACCGGCGCGACGUGUUUGCGAUAAAGGCACAUGGGUGCCGGAUGGCAUACCAUUUUGUGUACUCAAUGUCGCCGCCGGCAAAGCACCAAUGCAAAUCUCUACCGAUGGUCCAGGUGCACCACAAAAAGCUAUCGACGGUUCAACAUCGGCAUUCUUUACACCGGAAACCUGUUCACUCACUAAACCUGAACGUUCACCCUGGUGGUAUGUGAAUUUACUGGAACCCUAUAUGGUGCAAUUGGUUCGUUUGGAUUUCGGCAAGUCGUGCUGUGGUAACAAACCCGCCACGAUUGUUGUGCGCGUCGGCAAUAACCGUCCCGAUCUCGGCACUAAUCCGAUUUGUAAUCGUUUCACGGGUCUGCUCGAAGAGGGUCAACCACUCUUUUUACCUUGCAAUCCACCCAUGCCCGGUGCUUUCGUCUCUGUACACUUGGAGACGACCACACCGAAUCAAUUGUCCAUUUGCGAAGCUUUCGUUUACACCGAUCAGGCGUUGCCCAUUGAACGCUGUCCCACCUUCCGCGAUCAGCCACCAGGUGCGUUGGCAUCGUACAAUGGCAAAUGUUACAUCUUCUACAAUCGUCAGCCAUUGAACUUCUUGGAUUCACUUUCAUUCUGUCGCUCACGUGGUGGCACACUUAUUAGCGAGAGUAACCCGGCGCUGCAGGGUUUCAUCAGUUGGGAAUUGUGGCGUCGUCAUCGUACCGAUAUUAGCUCACAAUACUGGAUGGGUGCUGUACGUGAUGGCACAGAUCGCAGCACCUGGAAGUGGGUGAAUGGCGAGGAGGUGGCGGUCUCCUUCUGGAAUCAUCCCGGUGGUGAUGAGGAUUGUGCACGUUUCGAUGGCUCGAAGGGUUGGCUCUGGAGCGACACGAACUGUAAUAUGUUGUUGAAUUUCAUAUGUCAGCAUCAGCCUAAGACUUGUGGUCGCCCAGAACAGCCACCAAACUCAACUAUGGUCGCAUUGAAUGGCUUUGAAGUGGGCGCUCAGAUCAAUUACUCUUGUGAUGCCAAUCAUUUGUUGGUGGGACCGGCAACACGCACUUGCUUGGAGACAGGUUUCUACAAUGAAUUCCCACCCGUUUGUAAAUACAUCGAGUGUGGACUGCCUGCUUCUAUACCACAUGGUACAUAUGAUCUGAUCAACGGUACCGUCGGUUAUCUCAGCGUAGUAAAGUAUGCAUGUGCUAAGGGUUAUGAGAUGAUUGGACGUGCUGUGCUCACAUGCGACUUUGAUGAACGUUGGAACGGACCACCGCCACGUUGUGAAAUCGUUGAGUGUGACACCCUACCAGGCAACUACUACAACACUAUCAUAUCCGCACCCAAUGGCACUUACUACGGUUCGAAGGCCGAGAUCUCCUGUCCACCUGGUUACCGUCUCGAAGGACCACAAGUGCUCACCUGUUUGGCUACUGGUCAAUGGAGCAGCGCUCUCCCGCGUUGCGUACGUCUUGAACAAUCUACACCAGCGCCGACGCAACCACCAACACGUCCACCCACACAACCGCCCACAGCAUCACCCGCGGCACCAUCGACGACUUCGUACAAACCACGCAUCACCUCAACUUCAAGACAACCCUCUUACAAACCGACCACCAGCACUACUCAGGCCACGAGCACUACAGCACAACUGGAUCUGCUUGGCGGCGACUCUGAUGAGGAGGUCACCUACGUUGUACCCGGUACAGUACGCGAAGAAUUCCCACCACGUCGCACCCUCAGACCUGUAUCUAUACCCAAACGCACUAGCACAACACCGGCUUAUCAUGCGCCAACUACAACGACCACAACCACGACAACUUCGCGUACACGUCCUUACGCUCCGGUGGAGUCCACAACACGCAACACUCAGAACAUUAUUCUGAACGCCCAUCCACAGGAUAAUGAAAUUGCCGAUAGCGUUAAUAUACGACACAAUCAAUCGCCGAAUGUCAAUGUACCGUUCGCUGUGGACAAUGCCGAUCGCAAGGAGACCAAGGAGGCUAAACUUAAUUUGGGCGCCAUUGUCGCUUUGGGCGCUUUCGGCGGUUUCGUUUUCUUGGCUGCCGUCAUCACGACAAUCAUCAUUUUGGUGAGAAGAAAUCGCACUACCCAACACUAUCGUCAUCGCGCAUCACCCGACUGCAAUACAGUGGCUUCGUUCGAUAGCUCUACUUCGGGUUCACGCAAUGGACUGAAUCGUUACUACCGCCAAGCUUGGGAAAACCUACACGAAUCUGCUUCGAAGAGCAGCACACAACAUGCUUUACGCCGCAAGGAUACACUUGACCCACCAACUAUGCACUCUCGUGACAAUUUACGUGAGAAUAUGCAGCGUUCCAGAGAGAAUCUUGAUCGUGUCGGUCGUGAGAACUAUGGCAUGCGUGAUAACUCUGAAAUGGUCGUCUCCGAUGUGUGUCUAAAAGCUGGCGAAAAGAAACGCCAUCACCACCAUCAUCACAAGAGCAGCACACGCAAUGGCGAAUAUCGCGAUCAAUCGGCUGGCAGACGGGAACACCAUAGACAUAGUGGCGGACAUUAUUGACCAACCAUGGUGAUUACCAUAAAUGUGGAUCGAGAAGCCGUUACAAGCACAAGCAACGCCCGAUACAUUUAUUAAAUGAACAACGAAAAACAAAAGAAAUUCAUUUUAAGCACAAAUUAUUAAGCGGAAAAAAUGUAUUUUGUUAAUAUUACCGUUAUGUUGUGUGCAAUUUUUAAGCUAAGUGAGUUGCAGUGCGAAAUGCAAAUAAUUUACGCUAACAUUUCUAAUAGUUAAUAUGUAAAGCGAAAAACAUUAAGCAGUCAGUAGAUUAUCCUUAAAAAAAAAUACGUUGAAAAACGAAAAGCGUUGAUUUAAGUUGGCGUGUAGAGCAGUUGAAUGGAGGGCAGGCAAAAGCAACUGUAUUUGUAUGUUGAAUUAGUGCUUUUAUUUAUAGCUCACAUUUUUUUUUUUGUUUUAACUUAGUUCAAGUUUAAUUAGUUUUAAUUUGUGCACAAAGUGAAACAGAAACAGAAACUGAAAAGGAAACAGAAACUGAAAAUGAAACAGAAAGUAACUGAAACAGAAACUGCGACAGAAACAAUAAGUAACUGAAACAGAAUAGUGACAGAAACAGAAACUGUAACUGUAGCAAAAAAAUACUGAAGCUGACCUUGUAACAGUAACUGUAAAAACAUAGUAACAGAAACAGGAACAGAAACAGAAAUGUAACUGACACUAGAACAGUAAAAGCAACUUUUCUCCUCAAAGUUUUUUCUACACAUUUCUCUGCGCCUAAUCAUUUAUUACACUGUUUGCUUACAUUUUGUAACGACUUUUUGCUUACUUCUUUUAUUUUCCAAAAAUUAUGAGUAGCUUGGUUGAGUUUAAAUUCCAUUUUUGAAUAAUUUUAAGCUAAAUCGAUUUAUUCAUAGUACCCAUUACAAAGAAAAGGAAAAUCUAGUAGAAAUUCCACAUUCAAUUUUUUUAUGUAUUUAUUUACAAUCAACCUUCACACCCACACCCACACACACACAUACGACGUUCACAUGCAUUUAGUUGUUAACAAAUUAGAUAAAAGAACAUUUAUAUAUAUUUAUUUGUUAAUUAGUGUGCCAUUACCGGCAACUUACACAUUAAUUAUAAAGCGCUAUACAUAUAAAUACAUACAUACAUACAUAGGUAGAUAUGUAUGUAAGCGUAAAUAUAUAUUUUAUGUAUAAAAUAAGUUUUAAUGUGAGAAUGCAUUUGUCAAUAGUUAUUCUUAUAAUUUUCAUAUUUUUUUUUGUUUUUGUAUAAAUUUUUAUUUUUUUUUUAUUUAAGUCGUAAAUUUUAACACACAAAUUUAUGUAAAUAAUAUAAUAAAUUAUAUAAAACAUA